AUGGAGAAAAUUCGUAUGCGUGAUUUACGUCGAAUUUUUCAAAACAAAUACGUUGUUUUUAUGGGUGAUUCCAAUAUGCGCUCGAUUUAUAAAGAUUUCAUUCUCCUUCUCCAGGAAGAUAAAGAACUAAUCGACUCAGAUCGAAAAGCCGGUGGAAAUAAAGAAUCUAUUUGUGGUGAUACUUUGUUAGAAGGUGGAGUGUACAAAAGCCUAGGAAGUGGAAUUGAGUACGAAGAAAAACGUGUUUUCCUCGCAAAUAUAUUUCUCGUGAAGUUCAUUUUCUUAACUCGAUGUCAAAACGAUGUAGUCACACGGACUUUCGAAGAAUUUCGACGUGACACAGAAAAACCCGAUUUGGUCGUUAUUAAUAGUACGUUAUGGGAUAUAAGUCGUUAUGGUACGAAUGGAGAAGCGGAUUUCAAGAAAAAUGUACCUAUUUGUUUGGAUGAAUUACGUGCAGCGACAUCGCCAACGACAAUUCUUCUCUGGUUAACCGCAUUGCCGAUAUCCGCUGAGCCGAGUGCAGCCGUAUUCGAUGAAAAAUAUCGUCCGGAGAACAAAUAUUGGCGAACACAAUUCCUCCACAUCAAUGCUUUCUCCGCUGAAUUAGCAAAGAAGAAAAACUGUGAAGUUCUCGAUGUUCAUUAUCUAUUUCGGCAACAUCCGGAAAUGAGAGAUACUGACGGGUGUCACUGGAAUGCCAAUGGCCAUCGAAUGAUCACAUCUUAUAUUGCUCAAACUGUCUCUCUUAUUUGGCAUGUUCCAUAUAUUGAUCGUACUGUGAUCGAUCAUAAAGAACGUGAAUUGCAUCACAUAUGUUAUCGAAAAGUGAAUGAAUACAACGAUGAUUCAGUAGUAAAUAUUCUUACCGGCGAAAAUAACGGCGGUGUUACUGAUUUUGAUCUGAACGUUUAUCUUGCUGAUCAUGUACCAGUGAACAACGAAAGUUCGAACGGACAAUUUCCAGAAAGAGUCGGAGCAAUGAUCGGACAAAUGAAUGAAACCGAUCGACGAAUUCUUAAUCUCAUGGAUUACUAUGAAAAACAAUGA
Adineta ricciae is the source of this 1050-nucleotide messenger RNA. NCBI's taxonomy places the organism in Eukaryota, Metazoa, Rotifera, Eurotatoria, Adinetida, Adinetidae. The record is from the annotation of a GenBank genome assembly.